UGUGGGAAAGCUCCCAGGUUUUUUUCCCCUGCUUUUCCUGUGGAACGGAGAGGCUGAGCGUGUGCCAGCAUGGCAGAGAAAGUGAACAACUUCCCCCCCUUGCCGAAGUUCAUCCCCUUGAAGCCAUGUUUCUACCAGGACUUCGACGCAGAGAUCCCGCCGCAGCACCGCACCAUGGCCAAGCGGCUUUACUACCUCUGGAUGCUGAACAGCAUCACCUUGGCAGUGAAUCUCGUUGGCUGCCUCGCAUGGCUCAUUGGAGGUGGUGGAGCUGUUAAUUUUGGACUGGCAAUUCUCUGGCUCAUUCUCUUUACGCCCUGCUCCUAUGUCUGCUGGUUUAGACCUAUUUACAAAGCUUUCAAGACGGACAGUUCCUUUAGCUUCAUGGCCUUCUUCUUCACCUUCAUGGCCCAGCUGGUGAUCAGCAUUAUCCAGGCAGUGGGAAUUCCUGGCUGGGGUGUCUGUGGCUGGAUUGCAGCGAUUUCCUUCUUUGGGACCAACGUGGGCUCAGCUGUGGUGAUGCUCAUCCCCACCGUGCUGUUCACGGGGAUGGCUGUCUUCUCCUUCAUCGCCCUCACUAUGGUGCAUAAGUUCUACCGGGGGAGCGGCGGGAGCUUCAGCAAAGCCCAGGAGGAGUGGACCACGGGGGCAUGGAAGAACCCCCACGUCCAGCAGGCAGCGCAGAACGCGGCCAUGGGCGCAGCGCAGGGGGCCAUGAUGCAGCACGAGACGCAGUACUCGGCCACCCCCAACUACACCUACUCCAACGAGAUGUGAGCAGCAGGACUCUGUCCUCAGGCACCAGAUCUUGGGGGGAAAGGGAGGAGGAGGAAGGCUGAGCCGGAUUUCUGUGGCUAUUCCAGAAAGCUGGAGUGUACCAUAACGGUUCUUCUUUUCUUAUUCUUUGUAACGAGAUCAUUUGGGAUUUUUCUUCUUUUUUUUUCCUCCCUGUUACUGUCAUGAGCUUUUCUUUUCUCCUUUCUCUUUCAUUUCGAAGAGGCUGUGAGUUGACCUG
This is a messenger RNA of Nestor notabilis (Kea), 1015 nucleotides long. It is a transcript of the gene SCAMP5, whose product is annotated as secretory carrier membrane protein 5. Gene Ontology annotation, biological process: protein transport. Gene Ontology annotation, cellular component: recycling endosome membrane; trans-Golgi network membrane. The record is from RefSeq and is a predicted model, not a curated record. The coding region runs from base 70 to 777 and encodes 235 amino acids. The transcript is spliced from 6 exons. NCBI's taxonomy places the organism in Eukaryota, Metazoa, Chordata, Aves, Psittaciformes, Psittacidae.